Molecule: messenger RNA, 1664 nt
Organism: Podarcis muralis (Common wall lizard)
Lineage: Eukaryota; Metazoa; Chordata; Lepidosauria; Squamata; Lacertidae
Biological process (GO): regulation of transcription by RNA polymerase II
Molecular function (GO): RNA polymerase II cis-regulatory region sequence-specific DNA binding; DNA-binding transcription factor activity, RNA polymerase II-specific
Source: RefSeq, a predicted model, not a curated record
AGGCUGUGCAGUUCCCUCACUCUGGACAGAGGGAUCCACAGCUGGGGGAAUCCACCCUGCAGGCGGACAACGGCAAGGCGUUGGUGUGCACUGCUGGGCGCAGCCCAUGGCUUCUGGAGGAGAGAGGGAGGUUGGCUCUUGCCAAGGCCCAGCAGAAAAGCCCAUCCAGGCCUGCGUUCAAAUGGCAUCCAGUGGCCAACGGGACGAGGGGAAUUUGCCAGGACAGAGGCCAACCGCCAGCGGUUCAGGCGCUUCCUCUAUGAGGAGGCCACGGGGCCGCAGGAGGCAUGCGGGCGACUCUGGCAGCUGUGCCGUCUGUGGCUGGAGCCAGAGAGACGGUCCAAGGAGCAGGUCCUGGAGCUGGUGGUCCUGGAGCAGUUUCUGAGCAUCCUCCCCCAGGAGAUGCAGGGCUGGGUCCGCAGAGAGGAACCAGUGAGCAGCUCCCAAGCGGCAGGCCUGGCGGAGGAUUUCCUGAGGAGGCAGCUCAACGCUGAGAGGCUGGAGCGACAGAAACUGGAGCCCUACAAGGAAGUCGUGGUGGACUUCCCCAAGAAAGAGGAGGUCCCGCCGUGCCUUGAGCAAAGAGGACGCCUCUUCAGGGAAGCCACGCAGGAGUAUAUCGAGGGCAGCAUGCAACAAGGUGUUGACCCCGAAGAAAAGCCAGAGAAGAAUUGUGCAGAAAAGCCCAGGCAACCCCAACCCAUUGAGAGCUCUUUGUGGGAAGCCGAAAUCAACGCUGUGCAGAUCCAGAGCCACGCGGGGGAAUUCCUCGAAAGCAGAGGGAGAACCCGCGCAGGAGAGAAGCCGUACAAGUGCCCGGAGUGCGGGAAAAGCUUUCUGUACGGCUCAGAUCUCAUCAAGCAUGAGAGGACACACACCGGGGAGAAGCCGUUCGCCUGCACAGACUGCGGGAAACGCUUCAAUCAGAGCUCGCACCUCAUCUCCCACGAAAGGGUCCACACGGGAGAGAAGCCCUACAAGUGUCUGGCGUGCGGGAAGAGCUUCGGUUGGCGGUCGGACCUUGUAAGACAUCAGAGAAUCCACACAGGGGAGAAACCCUACAUUUGCCCGGAUUGUGGGAGGAGCUUUAGCGCCAGCUCAGACCUUACUAGGCAUCAGAAAACCCACACAGGAGACAAAUCCUACAAAUGCGUGGCCUGCGGGAGAACGUUUAGCGGGCGAUUGCAGGUUGCUAGUCACCAGAGACUCUGCACCGGGGGGAAUUGCUGAAACCAGGAAAAUGCCCAUAGAAAAGGGCAUUCUUGCGACUAGACAGUGAGCAGUCUUUUUUGCAUGACAAGCGGGGUAUAUUUCUUCAAGGAGGGGUCCACAGUAGUCUGUGGUUUGCUCUGUUUCCUAGCAAAAUUUUGUACGUUGAAUCAAGAUUUCUGGUGUGCUUAAUAAAGAUGACUUUUUAAAAAAAGCUUUCUUUGCUGAAGUUUUCAACAGAACGAUAACUUUCCACUGAAAUCUUGGAACCCGUUGAAAGGACCUCUUUUAGAAGAGGGCAGGAACUUGAAACAUCACCCACACAAUGCUUUGUAAUGUGUAAAUUAAAGCUCAGUUGCUGCCAUUUGUAGACUAAUUUGUAGACACAGGUCCUGAAAGACCUACAUUGGCUCCCAGAAUGUUUCCAAGCACAAUUCAAAGUGUUGAUGCUGACC